Messenger RNA from Amborella trichopoda, 876 nucleotides. RefSeq names its product Rhodanese/Cell cycle control phosphatase superfamily protein (gene CDC25). Gene Ontology annotation, molecular function: protein tyrosine phosphatase activity. The record is from RefSeq and is a predicted model, not a curated record. Gene Ontology annotation, cellular component: nucleus; cytoplasm. Lineage: Eukaryota; Viridiplantae; Streptophyta; Magnoliopsida; Amborellales; Amborellaceae.
AAACUUUUGGAUGUCCUCGGAGUGGCAAAAGAGUUGGGGAGAAAAGAUGUUCGCAUAAAACGCAACGCGAGGCGAGAGGAAUAAUAAUAACAGGUAGGUUGGAAAUUUAUAGAAUGAUGGGAGGGAGGCAAAUAUCGUACAUCGCGGCGUCUCAGCUCCUCCCUCUCCGACGCCUCCCAAAUGUGGCCAUCAUCGACGUCAGGGAUGAAGAGCGAAGCUACGAUGCCCACAUUGCUGCAUCUCUUCAUUAUGCAAGUGAGACCUUCUACGACAAAAUGCCUAAGCUCUUCGCCGAUCUCAAGGGAAAAGAUACCCUUGUUUUCCACUGUGCCCUAAGCAAGGUUCGCGGGCCAUCUUGUGCACAACAGUUCUCGGACUAUUUGGCAGAAAGUGAUCCAGAUGGGGCUAUAAGGGAGAUUAUGGUGUUAGAGAGAGGCUUCAAUGGAUGGCAGGCUUCUGGUAGACCAGUUUGUCACUGUACCCACCUUCCUUGCCAAGGUUCCUAAUAUGCUACCAUCCAUUUAUGUCUUACACAUAGUGUAUCUUAGUUUUCUGAAAGGUUGAAGUAUAUACUUGUCAAGCUUUUCUUUGGUAAGAAUGUUUCCAGGCUGCGGUUUGAACUGCUCUCAUUGGAAACAGAUUGAGCAGAGAACAUCCUCGUUAUCCCAUCUAAAAGAGCCCUUUUAAUAAAAUUGGUGGAAAGUAAAAUGUAAACUGUCUUAUCAAACUCAGAAUAUGUUAUCUUUGCUAUACAUUGCUUUGGAUUUUUACAGAUUGCUGCAAGGAUAUGUUUUAGAAUAGUUUGAAAUAUAUGACUAUUAUGCUUCUGAUAUUUGAAUAUUUGAAAUGCCAUGAGCCACAUUGUUUAUGGAGAAA